Messenger RNA from Symbiodinium pilosum, 1077 nucleotides. NCBI's taxonomy places the organism in Eukaryota, Dinophyceae, Suessiales, Symbiodiniaceae. The record is from the annotation of a GenBank genome assembly.
AUGGAAGCCGCUAGGCUUCCGGAUUCUAAGCAUCUUGACCAUCUCUGUGCCCCUUCGGAGAACAGCACGGGCCGCGACGACGCUCCGCAUUUGUCGGCCCCGCCGGCCCAGAUGAUCCAUCAACUCGGUGUCGGAGUUAGUGUUAGAAACGCCGCCGAGUUUUCUGUCAGCAGGCGGCGCCAGCAGACCACGGUGGGAAUCUUCGGCAGCAGCGUCGGCGCCGGCAUACGGUUUGCAAUCGCAAACAUAAGAGUCCCCGUGCUGAUUCCCACACGCGACAACACCAAGCUGUACGCCAAGGUCUGGGGCGACGGCCGGCCUGUGGUGCUGAUCCACGGCUGGCCACUCACCGCCGACACCUGGGACCCUCACGCGCUCGACUUGGCCGACGCCGGCUACCGCGUGAUCGCCUACGACCGGCGCGGCUUUGGCCGCUCGGAGCAGCCGUGGUCGGGCUAUGAGUACGACACCCUGGCUGACGACCUGGCGGACGUUCUCAAAGCGACCGGCGCCGAGGACGCCACGCUGGUGGGGUUCUCGAUGGGGGGCGGCGAGGUUGCGCGGUACAUGAGCCGCCACGGCGGCGCCGGCGUUAAGCAAGCCGUUCUGGUAUCGUCGAUCGUGCCCUACAUGCUUAAGACCGACGACAACCCCAGCGGCGUGCCCCAGUCGGUGUUUGAAGAGAUCGCCUCUGGGCUCAAGGAGGACCGCCCCGGCUUCUACGGCGGAUUCUUUAAGGACUUCUACGGCGUGGGCAUGCUCAACCGCCCGGUGAGCGACGAGUGCCUGGAAUGGACCCGGUCGAUGGCGAUGCAGGGCGGCCUGAAGGCGACCAUCGAUUGCGUGGUCGCGUUCAGCAGCACCGACUUCCGGAGCGAGCUGACGUGCUUCAGCACGCCGACGCUUGUCGUGCAUGGGACCGAGGACCAGACCGUGCCGAUUGACUGCAGCGGCCGCCCCGCGGCGGCGGGGAUCCCCCACGCCACGCUCAAGGAGUACGAGGGCGCACCGCACGGCCUGCUGGUCACUCACCAGCGUCAGCUCAGGGACGAUUUGCUAGAGUUCCUGGCCGGCUAA